This is a messenger RNA of Oncorhynchus kisutch (coho salmon), 3999 nucleotides long. RefSeq names its product protein kinase C beta type-like. The coding region runs from base 57 to 812 and encodes 251 amino acids. The transcript has 7 exons. Gene Ontology annotation, molecular function: protein serine/threonine kinase activity; ATP binding. The record is from RefSeq and is a predicted model, not a curated record. NCBI's taxonomy places the organism in Eukaryota, Metazoa, Chordata, Actinopteri, Salmoniformes, Salmonidae. Gene Ontology annotation, biological process: protein phosphorylation.
UUGUUGUUGAUGGAGUUUCUCUCUCUCUCUCUCUCCAGGACAGGUUAUAUUUUGUGAUGGAGUAUAUCAACGGAGGAGACCUCAUGUAUCAGAUCCAGCAGGUCGGCAAGUUCAAGGAACCCCACGCUGUUUUCUAUGCUGCAGAGAUCUCCAUCGGCCUCCUCUUCCUCCAUUCCAAAGGCAUCGUUUACCGGGAUCUGAAGCUGGACAACGUCAUGCUGGAUGCAGAAGGCCACAUUAAGAUCGCGGACUUUGGGAUGUGCAAAGAGAACAUGUUAGACGGUGUCACCACCAAGACCUUCUGUGGGACCCCAGACUACAUCGCUCCUGAGAUCAUAGCGUACCAGCCCUAUGGGAAGUCUGUGGACUGGUGGGCCUUUGGAGUUCUGCUCUACGAGAUGCUGGCUGGACAGCCUCCGUUCGAUGGUGAGGACGAGGAUGAGUUGUUUCAGUCCAUCAUGGAGCAUCACGUCUCCUACCCCAAGUCCAUGUCCAAGGAGGCUGUCGCCAUCUGCAAAGGGUUGAUGACUAAGCACCCAGGGAAGCGUCUGGGCUGUGGUCCGGAGGGGGAGAGGGAUAUAAAGGAGCACGCUUUCUUCCGCUACAUGGACUGGGACAAACUGGAGAACAAGGAAGUCCAGCCGCCCUUCAAACCCAAAGCUUGCGGUCGCGAGGCAGAGAACUUUGAUCGUUUCUUUACACGCCACCCCCCCAUCCUGACCCCCCCCGACCAGGAGGUCAUCAUGAACCUGGACCAGGAAGAGUUCCAGGGAUUCUCAUUCGUUAACCCAGAGUACCCCGACAUGGACUGACCCAUCACAGCGCUGCAUUAGCUCCGUGAUCCUGCCUCUCUUCCAGAUCUCAUAUCAUUUCGUCACCAGGAUAUAGUUUAGGACCAAAGGGGUGUAUCCCAGUUGUCUCUCCUCCCUCUUGAGCGUGCACUUGUUCACUACUCCUGAGUGGCGCGGCCGUCUAGUGGCAUCUCAGUGCACGAAGCGUCACUACAGUGCCUGGUUUGAAUCCAGGCUGUGUCACAUCCGGCCGUGAUUGGGAGUCCUAAUAGGGCGGCGCACAAUUGGCCCAGCGUCGUCCGGGUUUUGGCCUGGGGGGUAGGUCGUCAUUGUAAAUAAUAAUUUGUUCUUUAACUGACUUGCCUAGUUAAAUAAAGAUUAAAUACAAUUUUUUUUUUAUAAACACAAAUAUAAAACAUUAUUGGUGUUAACCUGGAGUAGAGCUUCCAUUUACCACUCAUUUCCUUUCAAGUGAGGAAGUGUGUACUUUGGGAGGAAGAGAAUUGGGACAUAGCCUCAUCCCUACCCAUAUCUACUGUUCUAACCUAAACACAGAUCUAGGAUCAGAUUCCCCGUGCCCCUAGUCUACCCAUAUCUACUGUUCUAACCUAAACACAGAUCUAGGAUCAGAUUUCCCAUGCCCCUAGUCUACCCAUAUCUACUGUUCUAAUCUAAACACAGAUCUAGGAUCAGAUUCCCCAUGCCCCUAGUCUACCCAUAUCUACUGUUCUAAUCUAAACACAGAUCUAGGAUCAGAUUCCCCAUGCCCCUAGUCUACCCAUAUCUACUGUUCUAACCUAAACACAGAUCUAGGAUCAGAUUCCCCAUGCCCCUAGUCUACCCAUAUCUACUGUUCUAAUCUAAACACAGAUCUAGGAUCAGAUUCCCCAUGCCCCUAGUCUACCCAUAUCUACUGUUCUAACUUAAACACAGAUCUAGGAUCAGAUUCCCCAUGCCCCUAGUCUACCCAUAUCUACUGUUCUAACUUAAACACAGAUCUAGGAUCAGAUUCCCCGUGCCCCUAGUCUUAACCUGAACCAUUACGGAGAUCUGACCUCUAUUCAGCGGUUAAAGACAACUUCUACUCAAAACAGAGCAGACGGACCCAUGUGUACGAAAUCCUACAACAACAAAAAAAUGCUGAAUCGAUCGAUUUUCAACUAAUCGCUAAUCAAAUCAAUGAGUUUACAUUCCCACCAUCAACCAAUCAAAUGACCUCCCAACUGUUACUGGGACCAAUAUUGAUCGACUGAUCGAACUGAUCGACUUUCUUACUGUUUAAUGAUCAAUCAGGGUGUUGCUGUUUUAUUUUUAUUGAUUAGGGAUCCCCCAUUAGGGAUUUAGAACUGUUAUGAAAUGUUAGCAUCGUGCUAUUACAACGAGGGAGGCCUCCUUGGUACUGUCACCACCACCACCACCUCACACACCAUGUUAUAUUACUGUCAAACUGUGCCAAAGCAGGGUCAGAGUUCAGGGUCCAGUGUCCUCCGAUUACGGGGAGACACACGGCAGCCAUUUUGUGCCACAGAGCCCAAACAACCCCACACCUCAGAAUAGCAUUCACUGCAACUGGAAACGCACGGACACACCAGGGCUCAUCUCCAAUAGUCUUGUCAACCCGGUCCAACCACACAUCUCUAGAUAUCGCUCUGAGACCAGGGCCCGUUCCCCAUAGUGACCUGCUAUUGACCAGGGAGGGCCCAUUCCCCAUAGUGACCUGCUAUUGACCAGGGCCCAUUCCCCAUAGUGACCUGCUAUUGACCAGGGCCCGUUCCCCAUAGUGACCUGCUAUUGACCAGGGCCCAUUCCCUCUAUAGUGACCUGCUAUUGACCAGGGCCCAUUCUCCAUAGUGACCUGCUAUUGACCAGGGCCCGUUCCCCAUAGUGACCUGCUAUUGACCAGGGAGGGCCCAUUCCCUCUAUAGUGACCUGCUAUUGACCAGGGCCCAUUCUCCAUAGUGACCUGCUAUUGACCAGGGCCCAUUCUCCAUAGUGACCUGCUAUUGACCAGGGCCCGUUCCCCAUAGUGACCUGCUAUUGACCAGGGAGGGCCCAUUCCCUCUAUAGUGACCUGCUAUUGACCAGGGAGGGCCCAUUCCCUCUAUAGUGACCUGCUAUUGACCAGGGAGGGCCCAUUCCCUCUAUAGUGACCUGCUAUAGGGCCCAUUCCCUCUAUAGUGACCUGCUAUAGGGCCCAUUCCCUCUAUAGUGACCUGCUAUAGGGCCCUGGCUCAGUAGAAAGUAGUGCACUGCAUAGGGAAUAGGGUGUGAUUUCAGAUGCUGUCUAGGAAUUAUCUGACCACUGCCAAACAGAGAUGUUGUUGUUUAUACUUGGGUGGUUAGUUAACCAGGGUGGUUAGUUAACCAGGGUGGUUAGUUAGUACUUGGUUAGUUAACCAGGGUGGUUAGUUAGUACUUGGUUAGUUAACCAGGGUGGUUAGUUAGUACUUGGUUAGUUAACCAGGGUGGUUAGUUCGUACUGGUUUAGUUAACCAGGGGAGUUAGUUCGUACUGGUUUAGUUAACCAGGGUGGUUAGUUAGUACUAGGUUAGUUAACCAGGGUGGUUAGUUAGUACUAGGUUAGUUAACUGGUUAUUAGUACCGGGGGACGUGUUCUGUAUCUGUUUAAGAGAGUUCUGAUUAUAUUACCAUGCUGUUAAAUGUGUCAAACUGGAAAAUAAAAGGGAAGGGAUUUUUUCUUUCUUGUGUCAAGAGUGACUGAGGAUGAUGAUGAUGAGGAGGAGGAUGACGAUGAUGAUGAUGAUGAUAGCUGAAUCUUGUUUUGUGUGUCCGCUGAGCUAAAGGCCUUAUCUGAACUUGGGGAGUUAACUCUACUGAAUGAUAAUGAUGAUGAUGAUGAUAGCUGAAUCUUGUUUUGUGUGUCCGCUGAGCUAAAGGCCUUAUCUGAACUUGGGGAGUUAACUCUACUGAAUUAUAAUGAUGAUGAUGAUGAUGAUAGCUGAAUCUUGUUUUGUGUGUCCGCUGAGCUAAAGGCCUUAUCUGAACUUGGGGGAGUUAACUCUACUGAAUUAUGAUGAUGAUGAUGAUGAUGAUGAUAGCUGAAUCUUGUUUUGUGUGGGGAGUUAACUCAAGCCUCUGCUGUCUUACAGGAAACGUACAGAGGUUUGUAACGAUGUAGGGAGAGGGGGUGUGUCUUGUACGUGUAAAUCUGUCUUCUGAUUGGAUAAUAUAAUAUAACUCAACUCAC